AUGCCUUCGAUUGGAGCUACAGAAGUUCCGUCAGACUCCUCAUCUUCUGGGGAGUCUGACUACCUUGACAAUGGCGAUUCUCGAAAACGGCGCCGAACAAUCGACGACGAGCCCGCUGAGACCGCUUUCGACGACGAAGAUGACGAUGAUGAACAAGAGCUGACGAAUUUUCUUCCCACAAUUAAGGCACCAUCGCGAGUAAAAUCAUCUGCUGCAAAUGGUACCUUAAUGAACUCAAAGGAACCGAAACUGUCGCGACCCCAGCAACACCAGCAACCCAUCCUCGCGCCAACUGAUCCCAAUGUCACAUUCUCCGGCAUCCAGGUCAAGCCCUGGCUUGUCCAGUCGCUCCAGAACAUGGCAAUCAGACGGCCAACUGGAAUUCAGAAGGGCUGCAUCCCAGAAAUAUUGAAAGGCAGGGAUUGCAUUGGAGGUAGCCGAACAGGUUCCGGAAAGACUGUUGCCUUUGCAGUGCCCAUUCUGCAGAAGUGGGCAGAGGACCCGACGGCUAUCUACGCCGUUGUACUGACACCUACGCGAGAGCUCGCGCUCCAGAUCUACGAACAGUUCAAGGCCAUAUCUGCACCACAAAGUCUCAAGGCCAUCCUGGUGACCGGUGGAGCAGAUAUGCGAGCUCAGGCGAUUGCCCUUGGCCAGAGGCCGCAUAUCGUCAUUGCCACCCCAGGUCGACUGGCUGAUCACAUUCGAACAUCGGGCGAAGAUACAAUAUGUGGACUUAGAAGGGUUCGCUAUGUCGUUCUAGACGAAGCCGAUAGACUGCUCCAUGCAGUCGGGCCGGGAAGCAUGUUGCCAGACGUGGAAGAGUGCCUGUCAGUUCUGCCCCCGGCCACCGAGAGACAGACCCUUCUAUUCACUGCCACCAUCACGCCGGAAGUAAGAGCGCUCAAGGACAUGCCACAGAAGCCCGGCAAGCAGCCCGUGUUUGUCUGCGAGGUUGACACUCAGAUGCUUGCGAUCCCUGCCACGCUCAAACAGAUGCACGUCCAGAUCCCAGUUACGCACAAGGAACACUACCUCCACGUCUUUCUGCUCACCGAAGCCAACGCCGAGAAGACGGUCAUCAUCUUCUGCAACCGAACAUCGACCGCCGACUACCUGCAUCACCUUCUGCGGCUGCUCGAGCACCGCGUCACCUCGCUCCACUCAAAGCUCCCCCAGCGGCAGCGUAUCGACAACCUGGCUCGAUUCCGAGCCUCGGCGGCUCGGAUCCUGGUCGCCACGGAUGUGGCGGCUCGCGGUCUGGAUAUCCCCGAGGUCAGUCUUGUGAUCAACUACGACAUCCCGCGAGACCCAGAUGACUAUAUCCACCGUGUGGGUCGUACCGCCCGUGCUGGCCGGAAGGGUGAGGCGGUCACAUUUGUGGGCCAGCGGGACGUGGAGCUCGUCCUCGCUAUUGAGAAGCGAGUCGGGAGGGACAUGGAUGCUUGGAGUGAGGAGGGAGUCAACCUCGAGACCCGCGUGCUCCGGGACGCCCUCAAGGUGGUGAGCGAGACGAAGAGAGAGGCCCUUUUGGAGAUCGAGGAGGGGAGGGAGGUCGGUGGCAAGCGGAAGCGAUCAAAGCUCAAGUUCCGAGCCAACUAG
Molecule: messenger RNA, 1602 nt
Organism: Clonostachys rhizophaga
Lineage: Eukaryota; Fungi; Ascomycota; Sordariomycetes; Hypocreales; Bionectriaceae
Source: the annotation of a GenBank genome assembly